AUGGAUCUCUCGAUUAUUGCUACUUUCCUCGGUGGAUUUAUUUUGGUAUUUGGUCUGUGCUCCUCUUUCCUUAAAGAGAGGCUAUGUCUUUCAGAAGCACCCAUUGCAGUUGCUUUUGGUAUCUUGUUGGGUCCUGCAUGUGCAAACUUUAUCUCCUUUGCAACGGCAGAAGAACAAGAAAGCUUUACCUUGGGUAUCAGCCGAGUGAUCAUCGAUUUGCAGGUGAUGGCUGUGGGCCUUACAUUACCGAACCGAUACAUUUGGGAUGAAUGGCUAUCUAUGCUCCUUAUUCUACUAGCAGGCAUGUCGCUUAUGUGGGUAGUAAGUGCAGCUUUAGUAGAAGCCUUGGUGCCUGGAAUGGAUUUUCUAGCAGCACUUAUGAUCGCCGCCUGUUUCACGCCAACGGAUCCUGUAUUAUCGAACGCCAUUGUACAAGGCCCAUACGCUGAACGUAACGUACGUGCUGGCAUUCGAUAUCUCAUUGCUGCUGAAAGCGCUGCCAACGAUGGUCUUGGUUACCCUUUUCUCUUUUUAGCCGUCUACUUGAUGAAAUUAUCGGGUGGUGAUGUCGUUAAAGAAUGGGUCAUACAAGCUGUGUUGCGUGGUGUAUUGCUCUCGGUUGCUAUAGGCGCUGUGCUUGGUACAGGUGCACGUCUUUUGCUCAAAAAGUGUCAUGAAUGGAACCUCAUUGAUAAGGAGUGGCUUGAGCUUGUAGGCUUUGCCAUGGGUCUAUUUUUGCUCGGUGUCGUGUCCCUCGUGACGAGCGAUGACUUGUUAGCGUGCUUUACAGCUGGUGUUGCACUCUCAUGGGAUGAAUGGUUUAGUCGACACACUCGCAAUUCACAUUUUCUGCAGGUGCUCGAUCCACUUUUAAAUGUCAUCAUCUUUACUUAUAUUGGGGCAACUAUGCCAUGGCAAGCCUUUGUGGAUCUAUCCUUGUGGCGCCUUUUUGUGUUGGCAAUCCUCGUUAUCCUUUUACGACGUGUACCAUCCACCUUGCUCUUGUACAAAUUUGUCCCUGCCAUUUACGACUGGCAGGAGGCUUUAUUCACAGGCUGGUUUGGACCCAUUGGUGUGGGAGCUAUCUUUUAUUAUGCAACGGCAACCGAUAUCUUUACACCCGAUGGCCCAUUUGCAUAUGCACGAGCGACACUUUUGCCUGUCGUCUACUUUAUUGUAUUGGCAUCUGUGGUUGUGCAUGGUUUUUCGAUUCCAGUGUGGGUAGGAACACGUGUCCUUUGGCAACUAUGUCGUGGCGAACGACGUGCAUCCGAUUUGUUUUCCUUGAAACGUAAUGAUUUGAGCCGAACCGAUCUCGAAAGUAUUGCCACUACAGCAGUCGAUGGCAAUGGUAACACAUGGAUGACCCAACAAGGCAAAAAGAAUGUCCUCAUGGAUUUGGAAAAACAAGCUCUUGGGUUAUCAGGAAAGGCUGCUAUUCCUACAACAACAAGCAAACAAUGCGACUCAACUACAGAUGUUGGGGCCACCACCGAUGAAAGAUCAAACACGGACAUUGAUGAAAUUACAACAGUAGAAGCAUCAUCAUCACCACCACCACCACCACCACCACCACCACGGCAAACGACGAUCACUAUCCAAGAUUGCCCACCAAGAAAACCUAAAACAUGA
Molecule: messenger RNA, 1632 nt
Organism: Lichtheimia ornata
Lineage: Eukaryota; Fungi; Mucoromycota; Mucoromycetes; Mucorales; Lichtheimiaceae
Exons: 10
Coding region: 1-1632 (543 amino acids)
Biological process (GO): proton export across plasma membrane; sodium ion export across plasma membrane; regulation of membrane potential
Cellular component (GO): plasma membrane
Molecular function (GO): sodium:proton antiporter activity
Source: RefSeq, a predicted model, not a curated record